Paramisgurnus dabryanus is the source of this 6164-nucleotide messenger RNA. Lineage: Eukaryota; Metazoa; Chordata; Actinopteri; Cypriniformes; Cobitidae. The record is from RefSeq and is a predicted model, not a curated record.
AGAAAUUUAUGAGGUGAAGAGACGCGAUUUUAGCGUUUCUUGGGGUUUCUUGGACUGUUUAAAAACCAGAAUCUUGCCUGCAAUCAGAAGUACAGCCCGUAUUUCUACCCCGAGGAGGUGGUUUACCACUUCGGACUGUUUCAUCCACACCUAUAAAGUGAUUGAGACCUUCAGUGAAGCUCCUCCUACAACAAUCCACCAAUAACACCGAGAGAAAUCACUUCAUGUGUGACAACUGAAAUCUUCAUGACAUAAUGUUGGUGCUGGUGAAAGAGGAGCUUGAGAAGAUGAGAGAUCCACAACCAAUCAGAAUAAAGAUUGAAGAUACUGAAGAACGAAUAGAUAUGAUAGAAGUGAAGAAGGAGAGUCACGAUGAAGUGGAUGAGAAACAUCAAAUUGUAAAAAUAAACCAUAAUGUUUCACAGAAAGGAACACUGAGAACAGAAGACAUAAAGUGUGAAAAGAGUUUCAGUCAAGAUGUACGCCCUAAGAAUUACAAUAGGACUAAUAGCGAGGAGAAGCCAUUCACAUGUCAUCUGUGUGAAAAGAGUUACAGAUUUAAAAGUAAACUUGAGACUCACAUGAGAACUCACACUGGAGAGAAACCUUACAUGUGUCAUCUGUGUGGAAAGAGUUUCACAUUUAAAUCUGACCUUAAUAUACACACAAAAAUUCACAGUGGAGAGAAAUCACAUAAGUGCUAUGAGUGUCAAAAGAGUUUUACAUCUGCAGGUAACCUUAAGAAACAUUUGAGAGUUCACACCAGAGAAAAACCUUACACGUGUCAUCUGUGUGGAAAGAGUUUCACAGUUAAAGCUAGCCUUCAGUUACACAUGAGAAUUCACACCGGAGAAAAACCUUACACAUGUCUUCAGUGUGGAAAGAAUUUCACAGUUAAAUCUAGCCUUAAGUUACACAUGAGAAUUCACACCGGAGAGAAACCACACGCGUGCCAUGAGUGUGAAAAGAGUUUUACAACUGCAGGUAACCUUAGGACACACAUGAAUAUUCACACCGGAGAGAAACCAUUCACAUGUCAUCUGUGUGAAAACAGUUUCAGAGAAAAAAUAACCCUUGAGACUCACAUGAGAAUUCACACUGGAGAGAAACCUUACACUUGUCUUGAGUGUGGAAAGAGUUUCACAGUUGAAAGUAACCUUAAGAGACACGCAAAGAUUCACACCAGAGAGAAACCAUUCACAUGCCAUGAGUGUAAAAAAAGUUUUAGAAGUAAAUGUAGCCUUAAAACCCACAUGAAAAUUCAUGGUGUAGAGAAAACGUACUAAUUUCUUCAGUGAAACAGUUUCAAAAGUCAAGGCGCUGUUAAGAAACACAUGACAAUUCACAUCAGAUGGAAACCGUUCACAUGUCACACAGAAGAAAACCUACCCUUUGAAAACACAUGAAACCGUUUGCAUGUCCUUAUUGUGGACAGUGUUUUAUGUGAGAAACAAGUCUCAGAAAUCACCAGUGCUUACCAUCUCUCUGUCAGUUAUCCCUGCUCUCACUCACAUUAUCAAUUCAUCCCGGUCCACUGGCACCUCGGCUCGGAUAACUCAGCUGCUGAAGAAACCCACACUCAAUUCUGCUAUGCAAGAGAACUACAGACCCGUUUCUCUUCUCCCCUUCAUUGCAAUGACUCUUGAACGUGUGGUGUUCAACCAGCUCUCCUAUUUCUUCACACAAAAUAACCUCCUGGAUAGCAUUCAGUCUGGUUUCAAAAGCGGUCACUCCACUGAGACUGUGCUGCUCUCAGUCAUUGAAGCCCUAAGGCACGCAAGGGCAGCCUCCAAAUCAUCUGUGCUGAUCUUACUGGAUCUAUCUGCCGCUUUUGACACGGUCAAUCACCGCAUCCUCCUGUCGACCCUCAUGUCUAUGGGUGUCUCUGACACAGCGCUUCUAUGGUUCAAGUCGUACCUCUCAGGUGGGUCAUUUUGCGUAUCCUGGAGUGGUGACGUCUCCGAACCCCAACGUCUCAUUACCGGGGUGCCUCAAGGUUCUGUGCUUGGACCACUGCUCUUUUCGAUAUAUAUGGCAUCCCAGGGCUCUGUCAUUCGAAAACACGGCUUUUCCUACCACUGCUAUGCGGACGACACUCAACUCUACUUGUCGUUUCACCCUGAUGAUCCCCCGGUUUCUGCCCGCAUCUCGGCAUGCCUGAGCGACAUCUCACUCUGGAUGAAGGAUCACCAUCUCCAGCUUAACCUUGCGAAGACAUAACUGCAUGUCAUAUCAUCUGAACCAAAUUGAGCACAACCUUUCCAUUCAGCUAGGUUCCUCGACCAUCACGCCUUCCAGGAUGGCCAAAAACCUGGGAGUGGUCAAUGAUGAUCGGCUUAGCUUCACAGAGCAUUUUGCCAGCACCGCUUGCUCUUCUAGAUUCAUCCUCUACAAUAUUAAGAAAAUUAGACCUUUCUUGAAUGAUCAUGCUACGCAGGUCCUAGUCCAAGCUCUUGUCCUGUCCAGGCUGGACUACUGCAAUGCGCUACUGGCAGGGCUUCCAGCCUGCACGACCAAACCCCUACAGAUGAUUCAGAACGUAGCGGCAAGAGUGGUCCUCAAUGAGCCGAAGAGGGCGUAUGUCACUCCUCUCUUUGUCAAAUUACACUGGCUUCCUGUAGCAGCUCGCAUCAAAUUUAAGGCUCUGCUCCUGGCCUUUAAAACCACCACUGGGUCAGCACCCCCUUACCUUACUUAUAGAGCCUUAUGUACCCUUAUGUGCCACCGAGCGACGGCUUGUGGUGCCAUCUCAAAAAGGGAAAAGAAAACUAGCGCGUACCUUCUCAGGAGCUGUUCUACAACUGUGGAAUGAUCUGCUGGUCUCGACACAAUCUGCUGACACUGUAGCUGUCUUUAAGACUCUGCUAAAAACCCAUCUUUUCCGCCAUUACCUCACUUCCGAAUAACUGACCUACUAUCUUUCUCUAUUUCUCUUUAUCUCUAUAUGUACAGUCAUGUGAAAAAAUUAGGACACCACAUUACAUUUUCUGUUAUUUAUUAAGAAAUAUUUACAAAUCACUGGUUUUCAUCUUGUUUUUAUUUUUGUCUGGAAAAGAAAGUGAUUUAUUGCAGGUAAACAACAAAAACUGACCUAGUUUUACUCCUUAAACAAAAUAUUAACAAAAAUGUGAAUUCUCACAGAGGAAAAGGUUAGGACAUCCCAAAAAUUAUUCCCACUUAAAUUGGCUUAAAUCAAACAGGUGUAUCAUAACAGGUACAAAUGUUUAGAACAUUGUUACGAGGAGGCUUGCCCUAUUUAAAUCUCACACAUUUUGUUUGGUGUACUCUUGGCUGUUGAGGUGAGAGUGGACACCAUGGUGAGAUCAAAAGAGCUAUCCGAGGCCUUCAGACAGAAGAUUGUAGAAGCUUAUGAGUCUGGAAAGGGAUUUUAAAAGAUCUCCAAAGAUUUUGAAAUCAGCCAUUCCACUGUCUGGAAAAUAGUCUACAAGUGGAGGACAUUCAAAGCAACUGCAAACAUGCCCAGGUCUGGCUGUCCAAGCAAGUUCAUCCAAAGAGCAGACUGCAAAAUGCUAAAAGAGGUCACCAAAAACCCUAACAUUUCAUACCAUGACCUACAGCAGGCUCUUGCUACUGUUGAUGUGAAAGUGCCUGCCUCUACAAUUUAGAAAGAGACUACACAAGUUUUACUUUCAUGGAAGGUGUGCAAGGAGGAAACCUUGCUCUCUAAGAAAAACGUAAAGGCCAGACUGAAGUUUGCCAGAGAGAAUGUAGACAAAGUCCAGGACUUCUGGAAUAAUGUUCUUUGGACAGAUGAGUCUAAAAUUGAAUUAUUAGGACACAGCAACAGAGGACAUGUUUGACGUAAACCAAAUACAGCAUUCUAGAAAGGAACCUCAUACCAACUGUAAAACAUGGUGGUGGAUGUGUCCUGGUUUGGGGGUGUUUUGCUGCAGCAGGACCUGGCCAGCUCAUCAGCAUAGAAUCCACCAUGAAUCCCACUGUGUAUCAGGGGGUGCUUGAGGAACAUGUGAGACCAUCUGUAAAAAAUUAAAGCUGAAGCGGAACUGGAUCCUGCAACAGGACAAUGACCCAAAACAUACCAGUAAAUUCACCAAGAACUGGCUGAAAACGAAAUAGAAGUACUGGAAUGGCAGAGUCAAAGCCCAGAUCUGAAUCCCAUUGAGAUUCUGUGGGCUGACUUGAAACGGGCUGUACAUGCAAGAAACCCAUCAAAUAUCUCACAGCUAAAAGAAUUUUGCCUUGAGGAGUGGGGCAAACUUUCCUCAAACCAAUGUCAGAGCCUGGUAUAUGGCUACAAGAAGCGUUCCACUGAAGUAAUUUCAGCCAAAGGGGGUAACACUUGCUAUUAGUGGGCAGGGUGUCCUGACUUUUUCCUCCAUGAGAAUUUUUUUUUAAAUCUUUUGUUUAAUGAGUAACACUAGGUCAGUUUUUCUGGUUUACUUGCAAUUAAAUCACUUGAAAAUGAAAACCAGUGAUGUGUAAGUAUUUCUUAAUAAAGAACAGAAAAUGUAAUGGGGUGUCCUAAUUUUUCACCUGACUGUAUACUGUGUUGGACUUGAUACUAUUUCCAGUGCACUUAUGUAUUGCUGUUCUUGUGUUGCUAUAAUUUCUUCUAUUGUUUACCUAAUUUGUAAGUCGCUUUGGACAAAAGCGUCUGCUAAAUGACUAAAUGUACAUUCUGAAGAUAAGACAUUCGUCUCUUCUGUGCAGUAAUUUGUUUACUAUGGAAUUGCAUCAGAAGAUACACACAAAUGGUCAUGAGUGGACCUUCAAAUGUAAAGUGUUAAAGGUAUAGCAGAACAUUUUCCAGAAUUUUAGAAAAGAACUGCCCUCCACUUUUUAAAAAUGCACAUGCGCAACACUUAACCUGCUCCCAAGAUGGAACGCCUAUUAAACGUGUGCACGAGAGAGCAUGCACGAGCCUAGUUAUUCUCAUGCAGGCUCUGUUUACAAGUUGCUGUCAUUAUUAUAUUGAUCGAUUGAGUCGAAUGAUCUGCAGUGGAGAAGUAGCUUGUUGCAUUAGUGUAAUAAAUACUGUGGUGAACACAUUGGGAUUAUCAAAAUGAACACAAGGUUUUAGAAGAUAUCAGCGUGAUACCUUUUACCAUUUGGUCAUAAGGCUACUUUAGACAAAUUGAGAUGUUUUCCAUGUGUGACUUGUGCUAGCGCUAGCAUCCCUAAUCAUAGCUAAGAUCAACUUUUACUAGCAGUGAUUUUAAAUGGAUUUCUCCAAAUAGCAUGGCAAACUUUACCUGUUGAGUAGAAACUUUGUGACUGAGGCAUCAGUGGGAAACCCAAACUGUGCUUUUAGCACACGCCAGCAUGUGAAAUAUUCUCCCCAAAAAAAUCUGGUCUCGUUUCUUCAGAGGCCUUUCUCUUAUUGUCAUACAAUUUGUAGACACUUUUUCUCUUGCGACCCUCAGACAUCGGAGCGCCUCCGCCAUUUCCGAAUAGAUUCAGACGCUCUUAACAUACCACGUGCCACAGGACAAUCUGAUUAGAUAAUCUGUUCAACCAUUAAGACUUUAACUAGGAUUGUCGCAAGGGGUAAAAGAGGCCCAAAUUCAGCCGAUUAUCUUUUGGGAUGUACUGGGAUUUCCACCGACUGCGGAACGGCUGCGGAUCCAUUGCGGAACGGCGGCGGAGUCAAUCGGUUUCCAUUCAAGUCAAUGUGUGUAUUUCCACUGACUGCGCUCCGAAUCCGUCACAGCUCCGGCCAUCCGCAGCCCUCCGGCACAAAUACGCAGAGCAUCUAUUUUUGACGGAUGCCGGACAGCUCCGCAGGGCGGAGCCAUGACUUUAUCGCGUGAACAUACCUGAAUUCGCGAGAAAGCUGAAGCGGAACUGGAUCCUGCAACAGGACAAUGACCCAAAACAUACCAGUAAAUUCACCAAGAACUGGCUGAAAACGAAAUAGAAGUACUGGAAUGGCAGAGUCAAAGCCCAGAUCUGAAUCCCAUUGAGAUUCUGUGGGCUGACUUGAAACGGGCUGUACAUGCAAGAAACCCAUCAAAUAUCUCACAGCUAAAAGAAUUUUGCCUUGAGGAGUGGGGCAAACUUUCCUCAAACCAAUGUCAGAGCCUGGUAUAUGGCUACAAGAAGCGUUCCACUGAAGUAAUUUCAGCCAAAGGGGGUAACACUUGCUAUUAGUGGGCAGGGUGUCCUGACUUUUUCCUCCAUGA